This is a messenger RNA of Pogona vitticeps (central bearded dragon), 8726 nucleotides long. RefSeq names its product protocadherin 1 (gene PCDH1). The record is from RefSeq and is a predicted model, not a curated record. Gene Ontology annotation, molecular function: calcium ion binding. Gene Ontology annotation, biological process: homophilic cell-cell adhesion. NCBI's taxonomy places the organism in Eukaryota, Metazoa, Chordata, Lepidosauria, Squamata, Agamidae. Gene Ontology annotation, cellular component: plasma membrane.
CGCGCCCCCCCCCCAAAACUAGAAGCCUGCCCCACGACAGCGGGGGCUUCGUCUGCACAAUUCCUACUCCCUUCAUCGCUGCCGCUGCUCGUCGUCACAGCCGGCUCGCAGAAACCUGCGGGCUCCCCCUCCGUGUAAACUGGUCUGCUUUUCCUGCGGGACGACGAAAACGCCUCAGCGUCGUCCCGCGGCAACCUGGCCCCGGCUGCCGUCGUGGCCGCUGAGGGGAAAGGCCCGGGAAGGUGCAGGUGCUCCACUUCCACUGCGCCCCCCCCCAGCAGGUGUAGCAAAAGGCAGCGGGUGACUCACCGGAACCACCAGCUGGGGGGGGGGGAAGGGGGCGGAGAGGGGGGAAGGGAGCGAAAUGGUCAUGCCUUGGCCCGGGGGCAGGGUUUGCCAAGGUCAGCGUGAGUCACAUGGUGACUGGAGCCCUCAUGUAUGGAAAACGGGUGGAGUGGGGAGGGGAAGAGAGGUGGGGAGGGAGAGAGAGAAAGAGUCCGUGGCUGGAGCCGAGAGGCUUGCUCCAUGAGGGAAGACAGGUCUCGCGCUCCUCUCCCCCACCACCACCACCACCUCCCCUCCACGGUAGUUUGGGCAGUAGGCCUCGCGUGCCCCUAGCGGCAGCGCCGGAUGCCUCGGGUGCCCGCCGCACUAGUGCGCGCACAGGCGAGCGGGGCUCCUCCUCCUCCUCCUCCUGCUCCUGCUGCCGGGCGCCGCGCAGAGCUUCCAUGCCGGUGGGUGCAAGCGCGCGACCUCGUGGCUCGGGCAGCGGCAGCAGCUGACAGUCAAUCAACUUCUCAGUUGCCAGCCGGGGAGGCAGGCGGCUCGCAGCGGGCGCUGCAAAUUUCCCGGCGGCUGGUGCGGUUGGCUGAACGGGAAGAGGAGCCGGCGAUCGUGGGGCUGUGAACUUGCCAGCCCUGCCACGGUUCAGAAUGCAGCAGCUGGUUUCCUGCCUGGGCUUGUGGCUCUUCCUCCAACUUCCCUGCCUCAGCUCUGGGACACGUGUAGUCUACAAGGUACAGGAGGAGCAGCCACCCAACACACUUAUCGGAAGCUUGGCAGCAGACUAUGGCUUCCCAGAUGUGGGGCACCUGUAUAAGCUGGAGGUAGGUGCCCCUUACCUGCGUGUGGAUGGCAAGACUGGUGACAUCUACACCACAGAGACCUCCAUAGACCGGGAGAGCCUGCGAGAGUGCCAGCAGCUGUUCCCAGGGGAGCCUUGCUUCCUGGAAUUUGAGGUUUCUAUCACAGACCUGCUGAACAACAGUCCACGCCUGCUGGAGGGACAGAUAGAAGUGCUGGACAUCAAUGACAAUACACCCAACUUUGCCUCUCCUGUAAUCACACUAGCCAUUCCUGAAAACACCAAUAUAGGUUCACUCUUCCCCAUUCCACUGGCCAUGGACCGUGAUGCUGGUGCCAAUGGUGUUGCUUCGUAUGAGUUGAUGCCUGGUUCAGAUGCCCAGAAACUCUUUGGCUUGCAGGUGGCUGAGGACCAAGAUGAGAAACAGCCACAGCUGAUUGUCAUGGGCAGUCUGGAUCGGGAACAGUCAGAGUCUUAUGACCUAACCAUCAAAGUGCAGGAUGGAGGUAGCCCACCACGUGCUAGCAGUGCCCUACUGCGCAUCACCAUUCUGGACAUGAAUGACAAUGCACCCAAGUUCGAGAAGCCCUUAUAUGAGGCUGAACUCUCAGAGAACAGUCCAAUGGGUCACUCAGUCCUGCAGGUGAAGGCCAAUGAUUCUGAUCAGGGUGCCAAUGCUGAGAUCGACUAUUCCUUCCACCAGGCUUCAGAUAUGGUUCGCCGGCUGCUGCGCCUGGACAGAGGCACUGGACUGAUCACCGUACAAGGUCCUGUUGACCGAGAAGACAUCAAUGUGCUCAAGUUCUCAGUGCUGGCUAAAGAUAAGGGAGCAAAUCCCAAAUCUGCCCGUGCCCAGGUGGUGAUCAAUGUCAGGGACAUGAAUGACAAUGCCCCAUCUAUUGAAAUCCGUGGAAUUGGCUUGGUCACUCACCAGGAUGGCAUGGCCAAUAUCUCUGAAGAUGUACCGGUGGAGACACCUGUAGCUCUGGUACAGGUGUCUGAUCGGGAUGAGGGUGAGAACGCCGUUGUGACCUGCGUAGUAGCUGGGGACGUACCUUUUCAAUUACGACAAGCCAGCGAUACUGGCAGUGACAGUAAAAAGAAGUAUUUUCUGCAGACGACAACACCACUAGACUAUGAGGCAGUGAAAGAAUAUACUAUUGAGAUUGUCGCUGUGGAUUCUGGAAACCCACCUUUGUCCAGCACCAACUCUCUCAAGGUACAGGUGGUAGACGUCAAUGACAAUGAUCCAGUUUUUAGUCAGAGCUCAACAGAGGUGGCCUUUCCUGAAAACAGUUCCCCAGAUGACUUGGUGGUGGAAGUGAGUGCCACUGAUGCAGACAGUGGGUCCAAUGCUAAGCUGGUGUACUCGCUAGUAGCAGAGCCUUCAUCAAAAGGUGUUUUCUCCAUUGAUCCAGAGUCUGGUGAAAUCCGGGUGAAGACUGUGUUGGACCGGGAGCAGCGAGAGCGCUAUGAAUUCUUGGUGGUUGCAGCUGACAAGGGUAGCCCCAGUCGCAAAGGAACUGCCUCAGUUGCCAUAAAUGUCAUGGACCGCAAUGACAAUGACCCAAAGUUCAUGCUAAGUGGCUACAACUUCUCUGUCAUGGAAAACAUGCCACCAUUGAGUCCAGUUGGCAUGGUGACAGUAAUUGAUGCUGACAAAGGAGAAAAUGCCUUUAUUCAGCUCUCGGUGGAGCAGGACAAUGGUGACUUUGUCAUCCAGAAUGGUACCGGCACCAUCCUCUCCAGUAUCUCCUUUGACCGGGAGCGUCAGAGUACUUAUACCUUCCGAUUAAAAGCUGUGGAUGGGGGUGACCCUCCCAGAUCUGCUUAUGUUGGGGUCACUAUCAAUGUGCUAGAUGAGAAUGACAAUGCUCCAGUCAUCAUCUCUCCAUCCAAUGCCUCCUACAAACACAUUCUACCACACACUAGUCCUGGGCAGCAGGUCAUGAGCGUUGGAGCUGAAGACAUUGAUUCUGGCACCAAUGCUGAGCUGCAGUACAGCAUCACCGGUGGAAAUCCCUUCGAGCUUUUCAAGAUUUCACCCCAGAGUGGAAACAUCACAUUGGAAAAAGAGAUCCUUCGCAAGCACCAUGGCCUUCACCGCCUGGUUGUUCGUGUGAAUGAUAAGGGCAAGCCUUCUCGUCAUGGCACAGCUUUAGUCCAUUUCUACGUCAACGAGACACUGGCUAACCGCACCCUUUUGGAAACCCUAGUGGGCCACAGUUUAGACACACCCAUUGACAUUGACAUUGCUGGUGACCCUGAAUAUGAGCGCAGUAAGCAACGGAGCAACAUUCUCUUUGGUGUCAUUGCGGGCAUCGUAGCUGUCACCCUGGUUAUUGUGCUUGUAGUGCUGGUGCGCUACUGCCGUCAAAAGGAGGCCAAAAGUGGCUACCAGGCUGGCAAAAAGGAAACCAAGGACCUGUAUGCUCCCAAGCAAGGUAGCAAAGGGAACAAAGCCAAAAGCAAGGUGAAAAAGAGCAAAUCUCCUAAGCCACCCAAACCUGCCGAGGAUGAGGAAGAAACAGGACUGCAGAAAUCUCUCAAAUUCAACCUUAUGAAUGAUUCAGUCAGUGACAGCCCCCGCAUCCACCUGCCCCUCAAUUAUCCACCAGGCAGCCCUGACCUGGGCCGCCACUACCGUUCCAACUCUCCUCUGCCUUCCAUCCAGCUCCAGCCCCAGUCGCCAUCUGCCUCGAAGAAGCAUCAGGUAGUACAGGACCUGCCAGCCACCAACACAUUUGUGGGCACUGGGGACAGCAAUUCCACGGGCUCGGAGCAGUAUUCAGACUACAGCUACCGUACCAACCCUCAGAAAUACACCAAUAAACAGUUACCUCAUCGCCGAGUGACAUUCUCUGCAGCCAAUCAAGCUCAAGAUCUGCAAGAUCCCUCACAGCACAGUUACUAUGACAGUGGCCUUGAGGAGUCUGAAACACCAAGCAGCAAAUCUUCAUCAGGGCCCCGCAUUGGACCCCUGGCUCUGCCUGAGGAUCACUAUGAGCGCACCACACCCGAUGGCAGCAUUGGGGAAAUGGAGCAUCCUGAGAAUGAUCUCCGGCCUCUGCCUGACGUAGCCAUGACAGGGACCUGCACCCGGGAGUGCACAGAGUUUGGUCACUCUGACACCUGCUGGAUGCCAGGUCAGUCCUCUCCAAGCCGGCGGCCCAAGAAUGCCCUCAAACUCUCCACAUUUGUGCCUUAUCAAGACAGAGGGAGUCAAGAGCAAGUUGGGAAUGGCAGCCCCAGACUCUCAGAAGAGCGCAACACCAAAAUGGCUAACCUCCGCCUGCUCCCCACAUACAGUGCCUUCUCCAACAGUAGCCAUGAGCCCUGCAAGGACUCCCCCAUGGAGGAAAUCCCUCUCACCCAGACCUCGGACUUCCAGACAGCGACUACACCGUCAUCCCAAACUGCCAAGCGGGAGAUCUACCUGUGAGACUGAAAGGACCACAGAAAGUACCUGAUAAAUACACCUGAAACCAGUGUCUGGAACUAGAAUAAGAAUAAAAAGAAGGGACUUUCAAACUGUGAUGCUUUAUCACUCGCAUUGGCAGUUCUGUGCCUGCCAGGUGAGAGAAUGCCUUGCCCAGGCCCAGGGCACUGGACACAUUUUUUUGUAAACUCAUUGCUCCCAGAGCAAGAGGACUGGCACCAGCCUGAAUGAUCAAGCUCUCAGUAGAGUGGUCCCUGAAUGUCUGGAAAGAGGGAGAAAGGAACUUAGAGAAGAGGGCUUGGCCUCAUGGCUUCAGGGCUGGGGGUGGGGGGAAGGGCUUAGUUACCAAAGGUCCAUGCAGACUUGGUGGAGUCCAUUGGGCACAGGGCUGAGGGCACCUGGCACAGGUACGGGGGAGGGGGGAACGUUCCCUCUCUUGUUACUGUAGACUCCUGUAAAUAUGAAUCUUAGGAAUGACAUUUGUGUCCUGCCUGAUCAAAAACAUAUUGUCCUUGAUUUAAAAAAAAAAAAGACAUUGAAAGAAGCAAAACCCACAGGGAGCAAUUUCCAGCUUGAAUCUUUCACCACACAGAAGAGCACAUGGGAGUAAGCACUUCCAGCCAGCCCACCCUAACCCUUCCACAGUGUAAAUAAGGAUAUGGGGUGACAGCUGGUGAAGGGAGCAUAUUGGCUGGUCAGCAGGACUGGGAAGAAGGGCAUUACAGCGCUUUUAACCCCCUAAAUCUCUUUCUGAAUUUCAGCACUCUUCUCGUCAGGUGUGGGGGGAGCUCUAGAGCUAAUAGCCGUGGCUUUCAGUUGGUCCUCCUUUGUUCCUGCCCCGUCACAGUGGGGCUGGGCCAGUAAGAGAGACGGAAGAGAUGGCCAUUCUUCAAGUGGUCCAACACACACACACACACCCAACUCCCUGAUAUCUCUUCUUCCUCACCUGAGGCAGGGAAUUCCCACGGGGUCAUUGGGCCUCGGUGCCAUGAUUCUGGCCUUUGAUUUAUCUGCCUGUAAGCCACCAUUGCCUUUGUGAAAUGGAGCUUUGACUCAGGGUUGCACAGAAGGCCAUGGGGCCUCUGUAUGCUGGAGUCAUACCCCCUUCCCCAUGCCUUGAGACCAGAGGGCCAGCCUCAAGGGCUCCAGUAUUCUCUUCCAGUGCCGCAGGUUUAGCCACAUAGUAUCAGAGUGUAGGAGCCCUGUUCUGAUAUUGUAGUCCCUGGAGAGGCCCAUUUGACAAACCAGAGAAACUACCCUUGGCAUAUUUAACUCCCAACAAUCAUGCUUUCACCAGAGAUGGCUCAGAAGACCAUCAGAAGACCGGGCAAGGGAGUACUCUGCCUCCUCAAGCCAUCUGUGAGCUGCUCAAAUGACUUGGUUGUGAAGUCACCCUCAGAUGGUCCUGACUUCAGGUCACCUAGCGCUCAUGGCAAUUUCUUCCCAUCAGUCUGCCUUCCCUCCCUGCCUGCCAACUAGAUUUGUGGAGCUCCAUUUCUGUUCGUUCAUGUGGCAGUGGAAGGUACAAAUUCAUUAGUACAUUCUCUAGCCUGGGGCAUCUCCCCCUUGACCAGAUGGCGCUAACUGGGCCCAGCUUGAUCCUCUUGGUGCUUUGACUUGGUUUUUUCUGGUGCCCAUAGCCCUGACCAUCUUCCCACAUGUUGUCAUGGGUCAAAGAUAUGUUCUUAGCUGUGUUUCAGUAGGUGGGCUGGUUUUCACCCUUCCUUGCUGUGUCUCUGUUCAGGCUCCUUCUCAGUUACAGGAUCUGUGAAGCAGAGGAGAAAAACAGCUAAUGGUGUAUGCACAGAUUAUCUCUUCUUACCGUUUAUGGUAUAAUUUAUGUAUGUGUGUGUCAGGAUUGACUCUUUCUUCCAGAGAAUGGUGUGGCGAAUGGGUACAGUAUACACAUUCCUAAGACCAAGGAGCCAGACCAGAGGCAGAAGCCUCAUAAUAAUAUAUAGUUAUGUACUGUUGAGUCAGUUCUAAUUUAUGGUCACCCUUUCAAGGAUUUUCUAGGUGUAGAAUACUCCAAUGUGGUUUACCAUUUCCUCCUUCUUGGGGGUGCUUGGGGACUGUGCAGCUUGCCCAAGGCUACACUGGCUGGCUCUUCUCCCAGUGGGGAAUCAAACUCUAUACCCAACUCAUUGAGCUAGCCAGCCAGCAGGAAAUUUAUAGGACCAUGCGAAAUCUUACUGCCUCCUUCUUAAAGGAAAUGAACAUGUGUCAUCUGUCCCCUGCUGAGAACAUUGCAACAUAUCAGCUUCUGCCCAUCUGCAGUGUGACACGUUUAGCAGAGCAGAGAGCAACACUAGUGAUACCCUCCUGUGGCAAGCUUGCUGCCAUAUGCCACAGAGCACUGGAUGUUUGGAUCCCUGUACCAGCCUUCCUAGUUUGACAUCCUUGACAACUUAUGCGUGCAUAUGCACAUGUGCACAUGUACACGUGCAGCAUGCUUUUCCUCUUCCGCCCCUUACCAUUGUUGAGGCUCAGGGCUAGUUCAGCAGAAAUCCACAAACAGGGGCAGGGACAUAGUACUUCCUAUCCACUUUGACUCCCCGGGCGAUCCACGUAGCUGCCCAAAGGCAACGCGGGAGCUGGAAAAGAGCUUUGAAAUGAAAAGGUUCUGCCUGUAUCUGUUCAGUUGGUGGCAGGCAUUGGGGCUGGUAGAUACAGGCGUUGAAUCAGCCCUGCCCAGGGAGGAAAGGGACUUCAGCCAUCCAUCUCUAACCAUACACUGUCCUGUUAGACACUUUAAAGUGCCACUGUAAGGUGUGGAGGAGGGCAGGACCCUCCUCUCAAGCUCUCUAUUAUUAUUUCCCUAUUGUCAAAUAUGUAUAUGGGAGCCAGGCUUGCUGACAAGGGGAAUACCUGUGGUACCCAGAUAAGGUUAUCACAUUUUGUUUUUAAUAAAUUGUCCUAUGUAAUAUAGGGCAUUGAAAUGCUCCUGUCCACAGAAUGGGUCUGCUCGAAAUUGGUUCAUGUGGUAGUGCUAUUUAUAGGCAGGCUAAUCUGGCCUGCCCCUUGCCAGUGAGAGUUGCAAGGCUGGCCUUAUCCCAGAACUGCUCCCAUCUUUGGACAUUUUUUGCCACAGGGCCAUUGGAGCAAAAUGUGUGCUUGGCCAAGCAGGUUUGGGUUGCUUAUUCCCAUGCUAACCAUGCUGAUGUCAGUGAGUUGACUGUGGGUGACAAAUUGGGAAAAUCUGCACUGAUCUGUUGGAUAUUAUCUGACUUAUAUUGGGGGGGCAUAUGUCUGCAGCGUCUAUCCCCCUUGGUUUAGCCCCGGGGGAAUAAAUGGGUUUGGAGGAGCGAGGAAGAAGCCACAGUACCUGCCUCUUCCAUGGAAAGCCAAGACAUUACCAUCCUGUGCGUGGAAGAAAUUUUGAAGAAGAGAGAGGAGCAGGAUCUGGAAAUGGCAGCAGCAGUGCCAUUGAGAUUGGCCCUUAGUGAUGUGAACUGAAGAUCCCACAAAAUGGGGAGACAUCACAGGAGAAGGAAUGGUGGGCUGAUUUCCAAGGGACCACCACCAAGGGAAGCUCAUUUGCACAAUUUAAAGCCAGAAGGAGAGAACCUAUGUGCACAAGGAUGGGGUGGGGGAAUGGGCAGGAAGAAGGGUGCUCCAUGGGUCCUGGCCUAGACAAGCACAUUGAAAGACAAGGGUGGGGGGGAUAGUUUUGAGCACUGCACUAGGACAAGCCAGGGGUAAAACCAAAGGUGGGAGGCCGGGCACUGGCCAGCUGUGUAAGAUGGAGCCAAGCAACCCCUUUGUAGCUCUUCGUGUUGGUUCUAUUUAUACGAGAUUUCAGUUCCUUGCUUGUGAUGCCUUGUUUUUUGUACAGUUUUAUGUACAUGCAGGUGUAGCUUUUCUAAAAGGAGAAAUCCUAUGGCAGAGUAAAGAGUACCCACUAUUUUUCGGAUGGUGACCUACGUUUAGGUACUGCCUCUCUCUCUUGCUAAGGUUGUAUUGCUCUCAAUGUGAUGCAUUUCCCUUGCACUGGGAAGGCUUUGGGCCUGGGCUGAGUUCUCCCCCAGGUACCAUGAGCACAAUUGAUUCCCUUGUAAUCCUUUUUGUUUGAAGCCGUGAGCAUGACACCUCGUGAGCCCUUUUCUGUUUUCUUCCAUUCUGUUUGUUUGCUGAGCUGUCAGAUGACAAACUCCACUGUAAUUAGCCCUCCCAAAGCUUUACAAUAAAAGUGUGAAAACCUUC